AUGACUUCAAGCACUGGUGCUGGAGCAAAGUCUAAGGCAGAAAUGGCGUCUAAAAUGGCUAUGUCUAAAAUAGCUUAUUCGAAGGCUAAUAUGCACAAAGUGACCAAGACCAUUGUAUCGUCCCCGCAUAUUUAUAAACCAGUUGGGCCGUACAGUCAAGCAAUUUUGGCAGACAAAACCCUGUAUAUAUCUGGAGUACUGGGCAUGAAUCCUGAAGGGCAGUUGGUAUGCGGCGGGGCAGAGGCGCAGGCGCGGCAGGUACUUAGUAACUUGAAGCACGUGCUGGAGGCGGGCGGCGCCACGCUCGAGUCAGUCAUCAAGACCACCAUCCUCUUAGCUGACAUACAGGACUUCCAAGCUGUAAACCAAGUUUACGCAGAAUACUUCCCUAAGGACUGUCCAGCGCGGGCGACGUUCCAAGUUGGCAAGUUGCCGCUGGGAGCUGCAGUGGAAAUUGAGGCUAUUGCGCUCAGUGGUGAUCUUGUGGUGGCUGAAGCAGGACCCUGUCCUUGCGCACGCACCUAA
Molecule: messenger RNA, 525 nt
Organism: Pectinophora gossypiella (pink bollworm)
Lineage: Eukaryota; Metazoa; Arthropoda; Insecta; Lepidoptera; Gelechiidae
Gene: UK114
Product: 2-iminobutanoate/2-iminopropanoate deaminase-like
Exons: 3
Coding region: 1-525 (174 amino acids)
Cellular component (GO): cytosol
Molecular function (GO): deaminase activity
Source: RefSeq, a predicted model, not a curated record